Molecule: messenger RNA, 1479 nt
Organism: Mugil cephalus (flathead mullet)
Lineage: Eukaryota; Metazoa; Chordata; Actinopteri; Mugiliformes; Mugilidae
Product: homeobox protein HMX2-like
Exons: 2
Coding region: 96-860 (254 amino acids)
Biological process (GO): regulation of transcription by RNA polymerase II
Cellular component (GO): nucleus
Molecular function (GO): RNA polymerase II transcription regulatory region sequence-specific DNA binding; DNA-binding transcription factor activity, RNA polymerase II-specific
Source: RefSeq, a predicted model, not a curated record
CCGGCUCCUCUGCGCUCUAGUCGCAGCCGAGGAGCAAUGGUGUUCGGAGCGUCCGGAGACGUCGGUGUUUCGGAAAUCUCGGAGGAGCGAGUGACAUGCCGGGGAACAUGAGCAAAGAGGAUGCCCCGAGUCGGAGCGCGUUUUUGACGUUCACCAUUGACAACAUCCUCAACUUGAAGCAGCAGGGCAGCGGAGAUUUUGUCGGUUCGAAGGAGCAGAGGGACGGUGGAUGUAAAAAUGAUUUUCACGCGCGGUACGAGGAGGCGUGGGACGUCCGAAGGAGACACGACAGCGGGCCAGAGGAGAUAGUGAAAUCCAGAGUUCAUCGUGCGGAGCUCGGGGAAAACGCGCCGCCGCUGACCGCUGCCUCCUGUCCCGACGCGCAGAGCGCGCACGGCGCCGAGGACGCGUCCGAGCAGCAGGAGCAGAAACAACAACCGACCGGCGCGGACGCCAAAGCCAUGGCCAAGAAGAAAACGCGCACCAUCUUCUCCAAGAGACAGAUAUUCCAGCUGGAGGCCACGUUUGACAUGAAGCGGUAUCUGAGCAGCUCGGAGAGAGCCUGCCUCGCCAGCUCCCUGCAGCUCACCGAGACCCAGGUGAAAAUCUGGUUUCAGAACCGCCGCAACAAGCUGAAGCGGCAGCUCUCCACGGACAUGGAAGGGCCGCUGGCCACCGAGCACUUCUCGGAGGCGGGAAAAAACGUGCAAUUACCGAGUUUUUACAAAGACAGCAGCCUGCUGGGCGGAUGUUUGUUACCAAUGCCUUUCCCCGUCGUCUACCCGACUGCCGCGAACGCUGCGCCUUACAUCUACUUCUCCAACACUGGCAAAUACUUUGGCCUGUUUGAUGCGGACUGAUGAGGUCCGGUGUGUGGGUGCGUGGACACUGGGACAUAAAGAAGUCACCCAAAUCUGGGCAUUAUACUGUACGCCUGACGUUUUUUUUUUUUGUUUUUUUUUUAAUUUUCAAUUUUUUUCCUCAUAUUUAAAGUACUUCUUUGACGCCAACACAGACAAUCCAAGACAUGCAUGUGCCACUUUUUUAUCCUUCCCCAAACAGUUUUACAUUACAGUUUUAUGUUAUUAUUAUUGUUAUUAUUAUUAUUAUUGGGAUUUUUUUCAUAUAAAGUUUGUCCUAAAAUGUGCAUGCAUUGAAAAUCAUCUGAGCAGUUUUACCUUUGAGCAGUAAUGUCAUCUGAGUGAAUGUACGGAAAAUGCUGCAUCAGCUUUCUUACCCUGCAAUCAUAAUCAUUUCAGUCUGUAUGUGUGUGUGUGUUCAUACUUUUCUGUGCAGGAACACUUAUUUAUAUAUGCCUUAUUAUUAUUAUUAUUAUUAUUAUUAUUAUUGUUGUUGUUGUUUCUUUUCUCGUCCAUUUUCACCUGACCUUCUCAGAAGACUGUUAAAACUGUGAAUACAGUUGUAUCAUGACGAUGAUGAAUUUUGCAAUAAUAAGUGUAAUAUUUCCAAUUUUUAAAA